GUGUUACCCAACCCUCUCUCACGCUCCCAUGUGGUCAAUACAUGUCCUUCUCACCCCGACCUAGCGUAAUUGGGACAAAAAUCAUUGCUUUGCUGUUUGAGUCCUGUUCUGUCCGUUUGUCUUGUAUGUCUCUGACCCUGCCCAAGUGUGAGGCAACACAAGCAGACAAACAAACAUUACUGGCUGGAACGGACAUACUAGAAAACCUCUGUUGCUACACUUGUACUCUGUUCGAACAUUGCUCUGGAUUGAAUUAAUUAUUUGUACUGAUCUUUUAUGACAAUAUUAUUGUUGCUUCACAUUGCCUUUCAGUCUUUCAUCGUCCAUAUUGGCUUCCUCGUGUUGGCUGCUCCAAUCUCCUGUAUUUUUAUUUAGAAAUUCACUUUCCAUACAUGGCAUUCCAUACCGAAGAGACGUCCAUGUGCAUUCUUUUUUCUUUAUUCUGGUUCUGUGUCUUCCUUGCAUUCAGCGUAUUAAAUGCUUCAUAGCUACGUCGCUGGACUUAAGUGCAGUCUAUAGGGUGUUUUGUAAGACAUUUUUCUGUUUCUCUGCUUCCAGAUACCUUGCGCAAACUCUGCUACAUGAGCUGCCCUGGACGUUGUCGUGUUUCCUUCCCCAUUGUCUAAGAGCCUGAGUAUACGUAAAAGCACACAGACGGACGACACCAACACACGAGCACAGUUUGUGUGUCAAGGCUCAGGCUCUUACACAAUGGAGUUCUUCCACCUGCUUGGCUGCAUAUGCGCCAUCUUGUUGUGUUCCCUUGCUCUGUGGUACGGAAUUUCUCUCUUCAACUCCAAGGACAUGGCUUCGACACCUGAAUUUGAUCUCAACAUGGAAAGGUCGCCACAGUGGGAAGACGUCAGGAAGGAAAUGCACGAAGCCAUUGCGGAGGAAGACGAGGCUCGUGUUCUAAAGUGCCUGGAUGCUGCACCUGCUUUAAAACUGUGGUUGGAUCCUGUCACAAAAAAGUCAGCUCGUUACAAAGCAGUCGAAGAGGCAGCCUUCAAUAUCCAUGGCCUUUUAGUCUCGCGGGAAUGUGGACUCAAGAACACCGAAGAAUCUUCAUGUUACUGGUACCUCUCACCCCUUGAACAAGCUGAAAUUCGUCGACAACGAUAUUACACCACAGAAUACGAGGACUCUUACAUCGACUAUUUGAAAAGCAAAUCACUGAGCGUCACUAGAUGUGAUGACUUCGGUGUACGAUUGGAGAAGAUGUUUAAGCAGCUCUCUAAUGAUGAAGUAAACAGGAUUAUUUUCAAAGUGGCUGCAAGAGCGUCACACCUGGAAAUUAGGUUCGACUACAACAGUGAAAAUGUUCAAGGGAUCACGGGAAGUUGCAGUAGAGGCGUCGCCGCCCUUACUUUCUACACAAAUCAAAGAGUUUUCAUCGGGGGCCGUGCUGCAGAAGCCGAAGUCUGGGGAACACUUAUUCACGAGUUAUGUCAUAUGGCACUUUACCUAGUGUACAGGAACAAUGGCAAGCCAUAUUACAGUGACGAUACGGAGCGGGAAAAGCAAUACAAUGAGAUCCUGAAUAACAUAAAACCGAGGGAAGAAGAACUGAACCUUCUCAUCCAGCAAGCUUUUAUGGACACAAAUGAAGAAGAAGAGUUAAUUGUACGGAUCCCUCACAUUCUAGUUCAACAUGGUUGCGACGAAGGUCAUAGGAUUCUGGAACGGGAAGUACCGGAACUACUAAAGUUUUUCGAGGAACAUGUCAUCCCGGACAUGAGGGAAUACAUUCGGAAUGGAAUCCCAUCCAUAGAUGCAACACAGAUAGAAAAGGAAAACGCUAGACUGAACAAAGCUUUCGAAACUGACAAACUCAAAGUCCACUUCGAGAAAUCACUACAGAAGAGUGUCUGGAAAGAGGGGUCACUUCACGUAUUUACGGGUCCAGAACUCAGGCUUCUCGAAAUAAUGGUUCACAACGCUGUGAAAUCUACGGGAAGGCCAUACUUGUUUUUCGAAGCAAACCAAUAUGACUCCACUCUGCGGGAUGUGCUACUAGACUACAAAUGUGCAUUUGUGCUAGUAUCCGUCCAUCCAAACGAAGACGUCCGAAAGAUCAUUGAACUUCUCAGUAAAGUAUCCUGUGUCACUGGAUCAAAAGUCAUCUUGCUCGUGGAAGACAGUGAGAAAGAAAACUUGAUGAAAAAAGUGCAAGAAGAUGCGUUCUUUGCGGAGAGGCACAAAGUUCACAGGAUCGACGAAGCACGCUUUAAGCAUGUCACGAAUAGCUGCAAAAAAGAAGUUUUCAAAAAUUCUGUCGUAAAACUUCAAGGUCAAUAUGUUUCACGGCUUCCAGAGGCAAUGAAUAUCGACACCUUCUUACAGUGCGUAGACACCGCUGUUUUCCUAAAGCUAUCCGAGUCGGAGAUCAUUGACCUGGGACCUCCUGUUCAUGAACUAGAAGAACGUGUUCAGAACUAUUACGUGCAAAGAGAGUGUAGAAGAGCCGUGGAAAUUAACUUGAAGGAAUGCAAUCUAAAAGACGACAGUGAGGCAUUCGCACUUCUGGGCUGUCCACACAAUCAGGUCGCAACACUUCUACCUCGCGGUUGUGUGGCAAAGGCCAAGGGGGAAUUAAAGAAGUUCGAAAAAUUCGUACUCCUCCAGGAGCCACGUGACUACGAAGCUCUCCUGGAAGAUGGUCAUUUCCGAAACAAAGUAGUGCACCUGCUAAAGUUCGACGAACCUCAUAAGAGACUCUUGUGGACCAAAUCAAAUGGUCGUCUCAGUCACCUUCCAAUGACGGGAAGUGAGAGUUACACCGAGGACGCGUUGUUGAAACUGAACGAGAAGGUUGUGUUGUCGAACGUAGAGGAGAAGGUUGUCAUUGUGUCUGGUGCACCAGGUAUGGGAAAGAGUACUCUAGCAAAGCACUUGUGCACAGAAGUAAAAAAUCGAGAUACGAAGCGGUGGGUGAUGUACGUCGACCUUCCUCAGAGAAUGGCAUCUGUUAAAACAGCGUCGCCGAGUCAAGCGGAUAUGUGCAGAUAUCUUGCGGAUCUAUGCCAAGUACAGAAAGAUGGUGUAGAGUUCGCUUUGUUUGAGAAAAGUUUGAACGACGGAAGCCCUUUCGAGAUUGUCAUCAUCUUGGAUGCCUUCGAUGAACUGAACAAGGAAUACCGCAAGUGCGUCUUGGAGCUUACAUCGUCUCUAUCUGAAAAGAAAGCGUGCAACAUAUAUAUGUUUACUCGUACCGUAUUUAAGCCCCAUGCACAAGAUGCUCUGCACACGAUGUCAUAUGAACUCCUUUCUUUUUCAGCCGAAAAUCAGGCGGAGUUCAUUAGAAAAUAUGAGGGAACAGCUCAUUCAACCAAUGAAAACGAUGGAGCUUCCAAGCUGUUCCAGCGACUGCUCACGAACUUGAAGGAGACAAACGAGACAAUCCUAGAAACCCCUCUCCUGCUUCGUAUGAUCCUUGAAAUGAAGGAUGGGGAAAUUGCAGAGUCUGACGAUUACUCUUCGUUACUUAAACGCGCAAACAUAUCAGCCGAUAAGAACUUAUACAUUGUACACGUCUACAAGUUGUUUGUGUGGUACAAGCACCUUGUAUUCAGAAUUGAAAAAAGAAAAGAAAAUCUCCGCCUACACACCGUGCAAGAGGAGGAUGACCCCGCAGCGCUUCAGUUUUACAAAAACCAUGCACUCCUCGCUAUAAAGUGUAUAUUCCCUCGGAAAACCUUCAUAUCCUUAUUGAACAAAGACGAAUUAGAGAAUUUAGGGCCCGAAGGACGUUUAAUGAAAGACGCAGCUAAUAACAGUCUUAAAGAAGGUUUUCUGAAUGGUCUUAACAAGGGAAUUCCAGAGUUCGUUCAUAAGACUUUUGCUGAAUUCUUUGCAGCUGAUUACCUACUGCAAAAGGCGAAAGUAAGAGAAAAUUUCGACGUGAGGGAUGUCAUUGUCAAUCUGUACCGUGAAGAAGAAUACGGCGGUGUAAUGAUGUUGUUCGAUGCACUGGCAUCGGACUCCUUUCCCCUUCACUCUGCUGUGAUGAACAAUGACGCUUCAUAUUUUGAGCAACAUGUUAUCCAAAGAGAGGAUAUGUUCAAAGCCGAUGAGCUCAAAAGGACGCCAUUGCACUUAGGAGCCCUGCAUUCUGAUGAAGCAACAUUGAAGAAGCUUCCGAUGGAUGAUGAGCUAAUCAAGGAGGAUUUGUUUCAACUGUCACCGUUUGGGUACGCAGAGCUGCGGUCUCCAUGGGACGCAAAAUACGUUGGGAAGUGGAUGGAAUGCUUGCGGACUGAGACUUCGGCUGCGGGAGACAGACUUAACGUGUUAUGCGCUCACUGCAGCGAGGAAGCAGUGAAACAUUCUACCGAAAAUCUACGCACAUGUGAAACCUUGGAGCAAAAGAGACAGUUUCUUGAACGAGCAAUAUUCACGGCUGUUAUACACGACCUACGAGGCGUUUUAGACGUGUAUCUGAGCUUUGUGUCCCCGAAAGAGAGUACCGUAAUUCUAGACAGAGACACCAUGGACCAAUUAGAAUCACGCAAGAAACGAAGCUCGAGAUGUUCUGCAGAGUCUUCGCUAAUUGGAAACAUUGAUGAUUUUACAGACAAGAGUGAUCUAUCCCGGAGUCUAGAAGAGACUUGCAGUGAAGUGUCUGAUGCUGAGAGUGAUAUAUUCCCGAGUCUAGAAGAGACUUCCGUUGAAGACUCUGAUGCAGAGAGGGUUAUAUUCCAGAGUCUAGAAGAGACUUCCGUUAAAGACUCUGAUGCAGAGAGUGAUCUAUCCCGGAGUCUAGAAGAGACUUGCAGUGAAGAGUCUGAUGCUGAGAGUGAUAUAUUCUCGAGUCUAGAAGAGACUUCCGUUGAAGACUCUGAUGCAGAGAGGGUUAUAUUCCAGAGUCUAGAAGAGACUUCCGUUAAAGACUCUGAUGCAGAGAGGGUUAUAUUCCAGAGUCUAGAAGAGACUAAGAGAUCACUACUCCUGAAUUAUAUUUCUUUCCUGCUUCCUCAUACAAAUGUUUCUGCUAAGGAUGGUGAAGGCAAGGAACUAUUAGAAGCCCUCCAAAGCAGACAGGAUCCCGAAUUGGAUAGCUUCCUCCAGAAAUGGCUCGCAUGA
Ornithodoros turicata is the source of this 5082-nucleotide messenger RNA. RefSeq lists its product as uncharacterized. The transcript is spliced from 3 exons. Bases 712 to 5082 code for a protein of 1456 amino acids. The record is from RefSeq and is a predicted model, not a curated record. NCBI's taxonomy places the organism in Eukaryota, Metazoa, Arthropoda, Arachnida, Ixodida, Argasidae.